CUGGUAACGGCAGCGGCCGCCACAGCAGGGCCGGCCCCAGCGCCAGCUCCGGCCGCGGCUCGGGCGGCUCAGUGUGGGGGUGAGCGGCGGCGCAGCCGGGCCGGGGGAGCGGGCGCUGCCCGGCGGCCUCAGUAUGGAGGACGGUUUCUCGAGCUACAGCAGCCUGUACGACACGUCCUCGUUGCUCCAGUUCUGCAACGAUGACAGCGCCUCCGCGGCGAGCAGCAUGGAGGUGACGGACCGCAUCGCCUCGCUGGAGCAGCGGGUCCAGAUGCAAGAGGACGACAUCCAGCUGCUGAAGUCCGCCCUGGCCGACGUGGUCCGGCGGCUGAACAUCACCGAGGAGCAGCAGGCCGUGCUGAACCGGAAAGGACCGACCAAAGCAAGACCGCUGGUGCAGGCCCUGCCUCUGAGAACCACCGUCAACAACGGCACUGUGUUACCAAAGAAACCAAGCGGCUCCCUGCCGUCCCCCUCCGGCACCAGGAAAGACACGGCGGUGGCGGCGACACCCAAAAGCACCGUCAAGCGGACCAGCUCUUCCGAACGCGUGUCCCCCGGCGGCCGCAGGGAGAGCUACGGGGACCCCAAAGGCAACCGGAACCGCACGGGCUCCACCAGCAGCUCCUCGAGUGGCAAAAAGAACAGUGAAAGCAAACCCAAGGAGCCCGUCUUCAGCGCGGCCCUUCUGUCUCUGUCUCCGAAAUCCCAAGGGAAGCGCCGGGUGACACACUGCAAAGAGGAAGGGUACGUGAAGAUGUUCCUCCGCGGCCGCCCCGUCACCAUGUACCUGCCCAGGGACCAGGUGGACUCCUACAGCCUGGAGGCCAAGGCGGACCUCCCGCCCAAGAGGCUCAAGCUGGAGUGGGUCUACGGGUACCGGGGCCGAGACUGCCGGAACAACCUGUACCUGCUGCCCACGGGCGAGACGGUGUACUUCAUCGCGUCUGUGGUCGUGCUGUACAACGUGGAGGAGCAGCUACAGAGGCACUACGCCGGCCACAAUGACGACGUGAAGUGCCUGGCGGUGCAUCCGGACAAGAUCACGAUAGCCACGGGACAGGUCGCCGGCACGUCCAAGGACGGCAAACAACUGCCCCCACACGUGCGCAUCUGGGACUCCGUGACGUUGAACACCCUGCACGUCAUCGGGACGGGGUUUUUCGACCGAGCCGUCACCUGCAUUGCCUUCUCUAAGUCGAAUGGAGGGAGCACCCUGUGUGCCGUGGACGACUCCAACGACCACGUGCUGUCCGUGUGGGACUGGCAGAGGGAGGAGCGGCUGGCGGACGCCAAGUGCUCCAAUGAAGCUGUGUUCGCCGUGGAUUUCCACCCCACGGACACCAACAUCAUAGUCACCUGUGGAAAAUCACACCUCUACUUCUGGACGCUAGAAGGAAACUGCCUCAUUAAGAAGCAAGGGUUAUUCGAGAAGCAAGAAAAGCCAAAGUUUGUCCUCUGCGUGACUUUUUCCGAAAACGGCGACACCAUUACCGGAGACUCGAGCGGCAACAUCUUGGUGUGGGGGAAAGGUACGAACCGGAUAAGCUACGCCAUCCAAGGGGCCCACGAGGGCGGCAUUUUCGCACUUUGCAUGUUAAGGGACGGCACCCUGGUGUCGGGAGGAGGCAAGGACCGAAAGCUCAUUUCCUGGAAUGGAAACUACCAGAAACUUCACAAAACUGAGGUCCCAGAGCAGUUCGGUCCCAUUCGGACAGUGGCCGAGGGGAAAGGCGACGUGAUCCUGAUAGGCACGACCAGGAACUUCGUCCUCCAGGGCACGCUGUGCGGGGACUUCGCGGCCAUCACUCAGGGUCACACGGAUGAGCUCUGGGGACUGGCCGUCCAUGCCUCCAAACCUCAGUUCCUGACCUGCGGGCACGACAGACAUGCCACUCUGUGGGACGCCGUCGGUCACCGGCCGGUCUGGGACAAAGUCAUAGAGGAUCCAGCUCAGUCUUCUGGUUUUCAUCCUUCAGGGUCUGUGGUUGCAGUCGGGACACUGACCGGGAGGUGGUUUGUGUUCGACACGGAAACGAGGGACUUGGUCACGGUGCACACGGACGGGAACGAGCAGCUGUCCGUCAUGCGGUACUCGCCAGAUGGGAACUUCCUGGCCAUAGGCUCCCACGACAACUGCAUCUACAUCUACGGGGUCAGCGACAACGGGAGGAAGUACACGCGCGUGGGCAAGUGCUCGGGCCACUCCAGCUUCAUCACCCACCUGGACUGGUCCGUGAACUCGCAGUUCCUCGUGUCGAAUUCCGGGGACUACGAAAUCCUUUACUGGGUCCCCUCUGCCUGCAAGCAAGUCGUCAGCGUGGAGGCCACGAGAGACGUCGAGUGGGCCACGUGCACCUGCACCCUGGGCUUCCACGUCUUCGGGGUGUGGCCCGAAGGCUCGGACGGAACCGACAUCAACGCCGUGUGUCGGGCCCGCGAGGAGAAAGUCCUGUCGACGGGCGACGACUUCGGCAAAGUGCACCUCUUCUCCUACCCGUGCUCGCAGUUCCGGGCUCCCAGCCACGUGUACAGCGGCCACAGCAGCCACGUCACCAACGUCGAGUUCCUCUGCGACGACAGCCACCUCAUCUCCACGGGCGGCAAGGACACGAGCAUCAUGCAGUGGCGGGUCGUGUAGCACUGGCACGGCCGAGGGAGCGGAGCGGCCCGGGGGCACCAGCUCGGGCACCCGGUCACUGUGAUUUCUGUUUCGUCUGCAAAGUUCUCACAAACCUCAGGAAACCACGCCCCGCACCGGUUACCUUAGCCUAGCGGGUCGGCGAGCGCCACGUGGGGUCGGCCGUUCAGGUCUCUCGCCUGCACCGUGGAUAAGACACAGUUAAUGCAAGAAACCGCCAGGGUUUACGUGACGGCGACAUCAGCAGAUUGGUAUGUGCUUCGUCACCUUUCUACGGACUCUCGGAACUCGGUCACAGAAUGCCUUUUCAAACGCUGUACGUGGGCUCGCCUCUCUGCCGUGUGUGACACAA
Phyllostomus discolor (pale spear-nosed bat) is the source of this 2993-nucleotide messenger RNA. It is a transcript of the gene EML1, whose product is annotated as EMAP like 1. Gene Ontology annotation, molecular function: microtubule binding. The record is from RefSeq and is a predicted model, not a curated record. The coding region runs from base 134 to 2641 and encodes 835 amino acids. The transcript has 23 exons. NCBI's taxonomy places the organism in Eukaryota, Metazoa, Chordata, Mammalia, Chiroptera, Phyllostomidae. Gene Ontology annotation, biological process: microtubule cytoskeleton organization. Gene Ontology annotation, cellular component: mitotic spindle.